AUGGCAUUGGGCGUUCUCGAAGACCGCCACCUUGAGCACGUGCCCGGCACGGCAAGGCUCGAGGAGCUCAAGCACAACAAGUACGGCGUCCCUAUCGCAGCCGCCACGAACCUAAAGAAGGGCACGGGUCGCGAUUCACAUGUCAUUCUUGUCCCACAACCUUCCGACGAUCCACGAGACCCGCUCAACUGGCCCACGUGGAAAAAGGAGAUUUUAUUCUGGUCGAUAUGCUACAUGGCCGGUUUGGUAGGAGCAUGCGGCCCGCUCCUGGCUCCAGGUUACGCAACCAUUGCUCUGGAAUGGGGCGUCUCGACAAACGAUGUUGCCGCUUCGAACGGUGACCUGGUUAUCGCCCUUGGGUGUAUCAUGAUGGUCAUGGCACCUUUUGCAGUCAAGUUUGGCCGGCGUCCUGUCUUUCUGCUCUCGGCGCUGCUGCUCUUCACAUGUUCAAUCUGGAGCGCGGUAUCAAACAGUCUGCAGAGCUUUGUUGCGAGCAGGGUGUUCCAGGGCUUUGGGAUGGCGAGCUUCGAGGCGCUGGUCACUGCUACCAUUGGAGACAUCUACUUUGUCCACCAGCGUGGGUUCCGCGUCGCGGUUUGGGGCUUGGCCAUCCUCGGUGGCAUCAAUGUUGCACCCAUUGUGAACGGCUAUAUGAUCGAGUCCAAGUCGCUCGGCUGGCGGUGGUGUUUCUGGAUUAUCACCAUCUUCUUCGGCAUAGCUCUCGCGGCCGUAAUUCUCUUUGUUCCCGAGACGAACUACGACCGCCGUGCCGAAGGAGCCACGGAGACUGCCACCCCAGCCAGCGAGAAAGUCGAAAAUGUGGGGGAUACUGAGAAGGAGUACGUGGAGCAUAUCCCGAGCGUCGAACAGGCGCCGAAGGGGAAUCACCUCCCGCCCAAGACGUUCGUGCAGGAACUCGCGCCCUGGUCUGGGUAUGUCAGCAAAGUCAGCUUCCUGCAAGUGUUCUUCCGACCAUUCCCGUUCUUGUUGUCGCCCAUCAUUUGGUUCGCGAUAUUCUCAUACGGUCUAACAACAUGCUGGCUCGUCGUCCUCUCCGUUAUCUCCUCCGUGGUCUUCUCCGCCCCGCCCUACAACUUCGACGCCUCCCAAACCGGACUGGUCUCCAUCGGCCCGCUCGUGGCAGGGAUCAUCACGGCCUUCUUGGCCGGCCCGCUAUGUGAUUACUCCGCUACCUGGUUCGCGAAGCGGAAUAACGGCAUUUACGAGCCGGAGAGCAGGCUGUACAUCAUGUUCUUCAUGCUCAUUCUGGAGGUGGUGGGCUUUGCGGGGUGGGCCGCGAUGCAGAGCGCCGGUGUGCACUGGAUUGGACCGGUCAUUAUGUACAGUUUGAUCAACGCCGGCCAAGGAAUCGGUUCGACGGCGAUUGUGACGUACGUGAUCGACGUGCACACGAAGCACUCCCCGGAGUGUUUCGCCCUGAUCAACUUCAUCAAGAACGUCAUCCUGUACGGGUUCACCCAGUUUUCAGUCGCGUGGGUGACGAAAAUGGGAAUCUUGCACACCUUCGGUAUCCUCGCGGGCCUCGCCGCGUUCUGCAUCUUGACCACAAUCCCGAUGUACGUCUACGGCAAACGCGCGCGGAGCUGGGUUGCCAGGCAUCCUCAGAUCUUCGACAGGCAGUAGAGAGAGAAACGCUGAGCUUGCCCCGGCAGUACUGCUUGUGUUGUGACGUUCUUUUUUAGGUCAGACGCCCCGGUUUCUUUGGUUUGGU
This is a messenger RNA of Gloeophyllum trabeum ATCC 11539, 1732 nucleotides long. Its product is annotated as MFS general substrate transporter. The transcript has 20 exons. Lineage: Eukaryota; Fungi; Basidiomycota; Agaricomycetes; Gloeophyllales; Gloeophyllaceae. Gene Ontology annotation, molecular function: transmembrane transporter activity. The coding region runs from base 1 to 1644 and encodes 547 amino acids. Gene Ontology annotation, biological process: transmembrane transport. The record is from RefSeq and is a predicted model, not a curated record.